GCUCCUGUUCCAAGUGCCUCAUUAACGGCUGCGGCAGCCCCACCGUCGGUGGGCGGCGCAGCCAAAGACACCGGCUUUAAAACAAACGUGCGGGGGUUAAAGUCAGUCUCCUCCGAGGCUAAGGGCACGAGAGAAACGGCGGGGUCCGCUGGUGUGAUGCCGCAGCUCCUCUGGAGGCGAUGCGGCUGCCGCAGGCACUAAAAGAAGCGACGGAGCCUAUAGGAGCGGAGGAGCACGGAGUGCUACAACACCUCCUGAUGGGGAGCCGCUGAUUGACAGACGCGGAGAGAAAGACUGAGAGAAGGAGGGAGGGAAGAAAGGGCUCGUAAAGAGCAGGAGGAGGAGGGGAGACAGGCGAUAAUCUCUGGGAUUUGGUGAUUGCCGGUUGCAACGACGGAGACCCCAUCUUUUGAGCCGCCGUUUGAGGUUGCAGUGAUGGAUCUCCAUUCAGCUGUCGAAAUCAAGGUGAGCAGAUUUCCAGCCAUGGCAGGACUCGUCCUCUCUCUUCUACUGCUGCACGGAUGCCAAAACAGUCUUGGCCAGACUUCCCCUGAGACUGAGAAGGAGACGGGACCCAACGACAACAGUACGGUCUUCACCCGCAUUCUGGACGGGCUCCUGGACGGAUACGACAACAGGCUCCGGCCGGGGCUCGGAGAAAAUGUCACCGAGAUCAAGACGAACAUUUUUGUCACCAGCUUCGGCCCCGUGUCCGACACCGAGAUGGAAUACACCAUUGAUGUGUUCUUCCGUCAGAGCUGGAAGGACGAGCGUCUUUGCUUCAAAGGGCCAAUGGAGAUGCUGCCAUUGAACAACCUCCUGGCCAGCAACAUUUGGACCCCCGACACCUUCUUCCUCAACGGCAAGAAGUCGAUUGCUCACAAUAUGACCACGCCCAAUAAGCUGCUGAGGCUCAAGGAUGAUGGUACGCUGCUGUACACCAUGAGAUUGACCAUCUCAGCCGAGUGCCCCAUGCAGCUGGAGGACUUUCCCAUGGACGCUCACGCCUGUCCGCUCAAGUUUGGCAGCUAUGCCUAUCCAGUCGAGGAGGUGGUCUACACUUGGACUCAAGAUGCUGCCAAGUCGGUAGUGGUGGCUGAAGAUGGCUCCAGGCUCAACCAGUACCACCUGAUCGGGCAAACCGCCGGCACAGAGGACAUACACACAAGCAGAGGACAGUACACAGUGAUGAUGGCCCACUUCUACUUGAAAAGGAAGAUUGGAUAUUUUGUCAUCCAGACGUACAUGCCAUGCUUCAUGACGGUUAUCCUGUCCCAGGUGUCAUUUUGGCUUAACAGGGAAUCGGUUCCUGCUCGGACCGUCUUUGGAGUGACCACAGUGUUGACCAUGACCACCCUCAGCAUCAGUGCCAGGAACUCUCUCCCCAAAGUGGCCUACGCCACCGCCAUGGACUGGUUCAUUGCUGUGUGCUACGCUUUUGUCUUUUCUGCUCUCAUUGAGUUUGCCACAGUGAACUACUUCACUAAGAGGAGCUGGGCCUGGGAUGGCAAGAAAGCAAUGGAGGCACAGCACCCUAAGAAACGAGACCCCAUGGUGCUGUCAAAGAAACCCAACAACGUUUGCUCGGCAGGGGUCAACUACACCCCCAAUCUCACCAAGGACGUGGCCAUCUCCACCAUCUCCAACACCACGUCGGUGCAGCUGCGCGGCACUGAGAGCAAAGCGGCGGACCCCAAGAAGACCUACAACAGCGUCAGCAAGAUCGACAAGAUGUCACGGAUAGUGUUCCCCGUCCUCUUCGGUACCUUCAACCUCGUCUACUGGGCCACGUACCUGAACAGAGAACCGGUGGUGAAGGGAGUUGUCACUUCAACAUAAUCACUUCUUUAUUUUUUUCUGAAACAGUUUGUACGAGGGUGAUUAUUAACGAAUGGCGUUAAAAGGUCUCUGGCUCAGAAAACAAACAAACAAACAAACAAAAAAGAAGAAUAUCUGCGCUUGAAGAACAAAAACUGCACCCUGCUAUUUAAUUCCAGCACUUUGAAUGGAUGCAAGGCUGCAACUGAAUCCGUUUCCUACUUUACAUGGCCUAGAAAAAAACUGCUUCAAAGACUUCUUUAAACGAAGAGUUGGCGCUUUGCUUCUUUCUCAUCUUUCUUGCUGCAGUUUGCAUGACGUUCUCCUUUACAGGAAACCAUGGACUCCUCUUUGUCUUGAAUGCGGACCGUAAUUGAUCAGUCUUUGCUUAAAGAAGUACAGAGGCGCUUCAUUUGCAUUGAAAAGUGGAUUCAAAAAAGCACUCUCUGUGGAGGUAAAUGCUGCAAACGGACUGAUUCUUCACUUUUGUGUUAUUUUAGAAGAGAGAAAAAAAGCCAGUUUUUCCCGCAUACUGGUUGGUUCUUGUACAGCUUUACCUAAUGCUUCACUAUCUUCUGCUGCAGGGCUGGCUUCUCCAGUGGAAGAUUUUCAAAGAAACUUAUCGAACAAAAAAGUUCACUGAACAUGAAUGAGCAAAAAAAAGAAGUAAAAGAGGGGAUUGGAGUUGAUACAGUAAAAAGAAUCAUGUUAAU
Molecule: messenger RNA, 2531 nt
Organism: Oryzias latipes (Japanese medaka)
Lineage: Eukaryota; Metazoa; Chordata; Actinopteri; Beloniformes; Adrianichthyidae
Product: gamma-aminobutyric acid receptor subunit alpha-5
Biological process (GO): monoatomic ion transmembrane transport
Cellular component (GO): membrane
Molecular function (GO): extracellular ligand-gated monoatomic ion channel activity; GABA-A receptor activity
Source: RefSeq, a predicted model, not a curated record